CACGCGCAACCGUCCCCCCAAGCGUUCUAGCUCCCACAACUCCGAGCCCUCCUCCUCCUCCUCCUCCCCUCCCUCUCUUCCUCUCGUCCACUCGCCAUCACAAUCAUACGACCCUACGCUAAAACACCUUCAGACCGCCCAGCCUGCCCAGCCUGCCCACACCCACACCCACACCAUCGCCAAUUACUUUUCGAUUUUUUUCUUCUGCGUGGUGUGGUCCGAUCGACUAGGGAAUCCCUUCCCCGCAGACCGCCUUACUUUGACCGACUGUCUGGUCCACAUCCUGUCCUGCUAGUCCUGUCAAAACCCGCAACCACCGCUCUUUCGACGUAACCACUUCCGCCGCGAGCAAGACCGAAGGAGAAAAAAAAAAAAAACAGGUCGACACCCUGACGCCUGUCCCCUCGCUUAGGUUGUUCUAACCCACGACACGACACGAAAGCGACGGGGCGCAACUGCGAGGAAGGACAUGCUCGCGAUCCGACCGAUGCCCGGCACCCUGUCUGCGAUGAGAAUAUCUGAUGCUGGUCUCUUCGAUGCUUGAUCCAACAUGGCUUUCAACUUCAACUGGUCGCCGCUCACCGCCGACGCCGACUUCUACAGCCGCGCCCAGGAGCUCCUGACGAACGCCCUCAACAAAUCCCCAAAGCCGCCCAUCAUCGUCGAUGACAUCCUCGUCACCGAGUUCAACCUCGGCUCCGUCCCACCCGACCUCGAGAUACUGGAGAUCGGCGACCUGGCCGAGGAUAGGUUCCGCGGCAUCUUCAAGAUGUGCUACUCCGGCGACGCCUUCUUGACCUUGCGGACGAGGGUUCAAGCAAACCCCCUGAACACCUAUCUCUCCGCCAAGCCAACCUUCACGUCACCGCAGCCACUUGCGGCUGCGGCCAGCCUAACGAUACCUCUGUCCAUCACUCUCUCCGAGAUCAAGUUGUCGGCUUUCAUCAUCCUAGUCUUCUCCAAGCAGAAGGGCCUCACCCUUGUUUUCCGAAAUGAUCCGCUCGAGUCCCUCAAGGUCUCUUCGACCUUCGACUCGAUCCAGUUCGUUCGAGACUACCUUCAGAGAACCAUUGAAGGCCAGCUUCGAAACCUGAUGAUGGAUGAGCUUCCCGCCAUCAUCCACAAACUCUCCCUACGCCUCUGGUGUCCCGACCAGCUGCCGAGGGAAGAGCUGAUGCCGAAAGAGGGCGCCGAGGAUGAAGCUGUCAUAGAUCCCUUUGCCAACCCUCCCCCGGAAGCCGUGGACUCGAACGGACAUGUGCUCGACGCCAACGAGGUGGCCUCGUUGUCUUUGAGCGGCGGUUCGGAGACGCAGUCGCUGUUUUCUCAGAAGAACUUGCUGAGACUGGCGGCCCUGACCGACUCCCAGCGGACCCUAUCGCUGUUUACCCCCGGCAUCCGCGACGUGAUAUUCAGGGCGUGGGCCGGGGUAGUGGACCGUCACGAAACGGGAUACUCGACGCCAAUCUCGCCUCCUAAUUUGAUGCGCGCACAAUCCUUCCAGGGGAGUAGCACCACGUACACUUUCACCGAUACAGGAAGCAUAGACCAAGGCAGUCUACCUUCCCGACCAUCUUUGGCCAGUCUCCACUCGGCUACGACGGGACUGGCCUUGGGCGCCGGUCGACAUUCAAGAAGCUCGCGCCGAAAGAAGACACGCGUGGUCAACCUGCGACGCAGCAAAGCUACAAGUGAGUCUAGCAGUGAGCUGAGCGAGAGCGUGUCGGACGUCACUUCCACGGCCAGCCCGUAUUCCGACAUAAUCUUGCCGACUUCGAUUCCGGAAGAGCCCGACGAGGACGUGAUAGGGCCCGGGGAGGUGGAGGGUAGGAUGCGAUUCAGGUCCAAUAAAAGCGCACUGCCUGCCCGGCCUCCCCUGAAUCUGGACAUAUAUAACGACCCGGCGAUGGACCACGAGCCUUCGGCCAAGCCGGCCGUCGAGGACGUCCUACAGGUCUCCUCGGCUCAGCCGGACAAGGGUCAGGAAACCUCUCCUACUUUUCCUUCCAAGGGUCUAUUCGGGCCAGAUCGGUCCCGGCCGAUGAGCUCCGAGACGUCGUCCGUCAUCCUCGAGCAGGCCUGGAUCAUGAAGAUGGCCGGAGAGAUCGCGCGUCGCGUGUACGACGAGAAGCAGCGCAACGCGAAGUUAUGGGCCGAGUGCGACGACACUCCUCCCCCGUAUCAAGCGACGCAAUAGAAGGGCAGCCGGAAGACACGACACAAGCCGAUCAUGGAUACAUAUUCUUUUUUCGUUUGUCUAAACGGUAGACUGCAUAUAACGGGCACAUGGCGUUACCACAGGAUAGUUGCGAAAGCGAGCCAGCGAUGGAGAUAUCCGCGUGUUUCUUGAUGUUUAACGCACGGUGGCCGCGGUCAGCAAGCACAGGCGUUUUCUCGGGGUGCCGGGUGCCGGCAGGGCGAACGGGUCUAGAAAAAUUAUAGGAGCAUGCAUGUUGAACAAUGCGCGGGUCUCGGCGGUGCAUCGGGAGGAGGGAAGAGGGUAUUGGAUAACCAAAAAAAGGGAAGGGAGGAUAACGGAAGGUCAUGGUGAGAGUUGAGAGGGACCGGGGAAAGGUGGAGGUAACUCGCGGCCUGAUCCGGACGGAAAUUGCAUCAGAACUCUCUCUCUUUUUUUUUUCAAACCCACUUUUUACUCUCUCUUAUACCCCUUCUUUCUUCUGUCUCUGCCUUUUUGACACUUUGUUGAUGAAAUGACGACUCACACACACAUUCUCUCUCUCGUUACGAAACGUCUUCCUAGGGGGGGGGGUUCUAGAUUGGAGAUUGGGGAGCAGACGCAGACAGACAGACAGAACAGACAUAUAGUGAUGACGAGACCAGUACAUAUUACGGUCUAGAGGGUUGGG
Messenger RNA from Durotheca rogersii, 2867 nucleotides. RefSeq lists its product as uncharacterized. Gene Ontology annotation, cellular component: ERMES complex. Lineage: Eukaryota; Fungi; Ascomycota; Sordariomycetes; Xylariales; Xylariaceae. Gene Ontology annotation, biological process: phospholipid transport; mitochondrion organization. Bases 551 to 2197 code for a protein of 548 amino acids. The record is from RefSeq and is a predicted model, not a curated record. The transcript has 2 exons. Gene Ontology annotation, molecular function: lipid binding.